GUGAUAGGAAGAGCCGACAUCGAAGGAUCAAAAAGCUACGUCGCUAUGAACGCUUGGCAGCCACAAGCCAGUUAUCCCUGUGGUAACUUUUCUGACACCUCUAGCUUGAAAUUCCCAAAGACGAGAGGAUCGAUAGGCCACGCUUUCGCGGUUUGUAUUCGUACUGAAAAUCAAAAUCAACCGAGCUUUUCCCCUUUCGGUCCACAUGAGAUUUCUGUUCUCAUUGAGCUCAAAAUCGGGCGCCUGCGUUAUUUUUUAACAGACGUGCCGCCCCAGCCAAACUCCCCA
Molecule: messenger RNA, 288 nt
Organism: Emiliania huxleyi CCMP1516
Lineage: Eukaryota; Haptophyta; Isochrysidales; Noelaerhabdaceae
Exons: 1
Source: RefSeq, a predicted model, not a curated record